Molecule: messenger RNA, 1605 nt
Organism: Cololabis saira (Pacific saury)
Lineage: Eukaryota; Metazoa; Chordata; Actinopteri; Beloniformes; Belonidae
Gene: kmt5ab
Product: lysine methyltransferase 5Ab
Exons: 8
Coding region: 370-1377 (335 amino acids)
Molecular function (GO): histone H4K20 methyltransferase activity; protein binding
Source: RefSeq, a predicted model, not a curated record
UGAAAUUAUUUCUCCUGUCAAGUGAAAAUUAUGUCAGUCAUUUUUGAUCAUUUGCAGACUGAUUAAGUUUUGCAGCAAAAUAGUCAUACAUUAGUUUUCUGCUGCAGAGUAACAGUCUGAGCUGUGGCCAAUGAGAGAGCUGCUUUCAUACUCUAACCACGCCCACCCUGAGUAAACCGUCCAAUCAAAGGAGACCUUGUGUUUUUAAAUUCCCCACGCUCCCACCGGCUUGUUCCGAGUUGUGGAUUUGUGAUGGUGUGGUCGCAGCUGCGCCAGUAAAAUUAAACCCAGAGUAGCCUGAGGACACAGAGGGCCACACUGACGACACAUCGCCUCGUCUUUGAGCAGUAGACUCGUCUGGAAUCGGAGAUGACAAAAGGCAAGAAAAAUGUGCUGAGAGCCGUUCAAAAGUCGGAAGAUACAGCUGAAAACACAGUCGCAUCAGAGACUGAUACAAAGGAGAACAAGCAAGCAACCAAAAAGGACUCAAAAGGUAAAGUUCAGUCAGUUCUCCAGAGCUUGUGGAGUCCAAGCAAACCCAGAUCUCCUCUGAGUGACAGUUCAAGCAUAGUCACCCAAGAGGGAAAUGAUUCUGAAGCAAUUAAUCCUGACAAGUCAAGGCCAAAAAAAGAAAGCGGUAAAAUGAAAUCUGGGAGCUCUGAGUCCAAAGAGCAGAAACCUGAAGGACCUUGUCAAAGACAUGGGACAACAGAAAAAUCAAGUGAGCAUCUUGAACCCAAAGAGUCAGAUGUAAAGCCUGCAAAUGACGAAAAACCUCCAGCAGUCAAACAUCCCAGCAGAACUGGUCGCAAACGCGGAACAAAAAAAGUAAAGAACAAAGGUACGGACAACAGAAAGGUCACAGACUAUUUUCCCAUCAGACGUAGUAACAGAAAGACCAAGACAGAGUUAAAGAGUGAAGAACACAAACACAUUGAUCAUCUGAUAAAGACUGGCACUGAAGAAGGACUGCAGGUCAAGCACAUUGAAGGAAAAGGAAGAGGAGUUUUUGCUGUCAAAGGUUUCAAAAAGGGAGAUUUUGUUGUCGAGUACCAUGGCGACCUACUGGACCUCGCCCAGGCUAAAAUAAGAGAAGAUCAGUAUGCUGCGGAUCCUGCAACGGGCUGUUACAUGUAUUACUUCCAGUAUCAAUCAAAAUCUUACUGUGUUGAUGGGACAAAGGAGACGGGCCGUCGUGGAAGACUGAUUAACCACAGUAAAAAUGGAAACUGCCACACAAAGCUCCAUGCCAUCGAUGGAGCCCCUCAUCUGAUCUUGGUGGCUUCAAGAGACAUCAAAGCAGAGGAGGAGCUGCUCUAUGACUACGGCGACCGGAGUAAAGAAUCAUUAUCUGCACACCCUUGGCUCAAAUACUGAAACAUUGACCAUAAUUCACAUGAAUUGGGGUUUUCUGAUGUACCGGUAUUUCAUACUUUGUUAAACGCUGCCACAUAUGGACCGUCGUCAUUGCUUUUGAAUAACUUCUUUGUUUUAAACUGCAGCAACAGUUUCAAUGCUUCCAGUGUAAUUUUGCAAAAGGUGCUUUUAUAUUUUUUUCAAUUUAAUUUGUAGCAGAUCAAUGUAAACUUGUGUGCCCCACCCCCC